Messenger RNA from Macadamia integrifolia, 1066 nucleotides. RefSeq names its product peptidyl-prolyl cis-trans isomerase FKBP17-1, chloroplastic. The record is from RefSeq and is a predicted model, not a curated record. The transcript is spliced from 4 exons. The coding region runs from base 52 to 744 and encodes 230 amino acids. Gene Ontology annotation, molecular function: peptidyl-prolyl cis-trans isomerase activity. NCBI's taxonomy places the organism in Eukaryota, Viridiplantae, Streptophyta, Magnoliopsida, Proteales, Proteaceae.
UCGAUUCCCACGGACGGCGUUUUGUUUUCUGUUUUUUUUUUUCUGCAAAAGAUGAAGCUCCACUGCUGCUCUAUUUCUCUCUCGUCUCUUCCUCUUCUCAAUCAUAUAACGGUUUCGAUUCCUAAAACCCCAUCAAUCAUCUCUGCAACAAUAUCCUCCUCCUCUUCUUCUUCUUCUUCUUCUUCAUCAUCAUCAUUGUCAACAAGGACGAGAAGAGCUUUAUCUCUUUCUGUUCUCUCUUCUACAUUUACACUAUUUAUCGUCUCUGAUUCUUCAUCCAGAGCUGCCCCUCCUGAGUUUUCAGAGCUCGAAGGUUCUGGUGGAGUGAAGGUUUUGGACCUUCGAGUAGGUGAUGGGGAAGUACCCGUCAAUGGAGAUCAGGUUGCAGUCCAUUACUAUGGAAGGUUAGCAGCAAAACAAGGAUGGCUCUUUGAUUCAACUUAUGGUCACAAAGAUGAAAUGGGUGAACCGAUUCCAUUUGUAUUCAUACUUGGUUCCGGCAGAGUCAUUUCAGGCAUUGAAACAGCUGUGAGAUCAAUGAAAGUAGGGAGUAUCCGUAGAGUCAUUAUACCACCAACCCAAGGAUACCAGAACACAUCGCAAGAACCCUUGCCACCUAACUUUUUUGACAGACAAAGGCUGUUUACCACCAUUUUCAAUCCAACACGUCUGGCUAAUGGAGAAGGCUCAACAUUAGGAACUCUGGUAUUUGACAUUGAGUUGGUCAGCCUACGGCAUCAGUGAGGUCAACUGUCAAUAUUAUAGAAUCAGUAUUUUAUGCAGACGCAGUUAUACAAGAAUUUGAUGAUGUAACCUGGUCAUCAGUGCUGUUGAGUUCUUGAAUUCCCCAAAAGAAACAGAGUAAAUAUGUAAAUGAAUUUUUUCAUUUUCCUUUGACUUGAAGGGAUGAAACCAAAAACAAAGACAGUAAAUAUGUAAAAUAUAUUUUUUUCCCCCCUGUAAGUGAUGAGAUAAAACGGUUAAGUCCCAUAAGUUCCAUUGAGUUUCUGAAAGCUGAGAAGAAACAAAACUAAAAAAAUAAAAUCUAUACUCCUUUGCUUUUUAA